Gallus gallus (chicken) is the source of this 4237-nucleotide messenger RNA. RefSeq names its product PHD finger protein 14 (gene PHF14). The record is from RefSeq and is a predicted model, not a curated record. The coding region runs from base 93 to 2966 and encodes 957 amino acids. Gene Ontology annotation, biological process: regulation of transcription by RNA polymerase II. The transcript is spliced from 17 exons. NCBI's taxonomy places the organism in Eukaryota, Metazoa, Chordata, Aves, Galliformes, Phasianidae.
CUCCACACAGGGGAACCGAGGACACCCUAGUGAUUUCUGUUGAGGUGCUCUUCCCAAUCAACAGAAUUCCGAAAGCCACGCUGUGAACGCGCAUGCAACCCCGCCGUUCCACACGGAGAUAUCACCUCACACCCAGCUCCACGGAGCCCCCGCCCUCCAGACGCGGAGGUGAGGCUCCUGCCUGCAACCGGGCGGACUACGGGCGGCGUCCGCCCCCUCCUCGCCUUCACCUCGCUACGCGCAGGCGCAGCGCUUCCGCACAUGCGCUGUUGGGCCGACGACGGGCGGGCGAGGGUCUGCAUCCGGGUCGCCGCCGUGCCCAUUGUCUGGCGAGGGGGUCCGAGGCUCAGCGGUCCGCACCCGAGGGGCUAAGGCGGCGCCGCGCUGCCGCCGCCUGGACGCAUUCCCGCUCGCCGCCGCUUACCUGCACAGCCUUUAUGGACCGCAGCUCGAAGAGGAGACAAGUGAAGCCUCUGGCGGCUUCCCUGCUGGAAGCUUUAGAUUAUGAUAGCUCUGAUGACAGUGAUUUUAAAGUUGGAGAUGCUUCAGAUUCUGAAGGAAGUGGUCAUGGAAGUGAAGAUGCAUCAAAGGACAGUGGAGAAGGUUCCUGUACUGAAUCAGAAGAAAAUAUCUUGGAGGAGGAACCAGCAGAAGAGAAAGUAGAAGAGCAACAGCCAAAGAGCUCCACUGAAGAAGAAGUGCCAACAGCAGACAAAGAGGUAAUUAAAACUGAAAAGAAGGAGCAAGAAGAUGAAGAAGAGAAACCAAAAAAGAAGAAAGAAAAAGAGAAAGCAGCUGAAACCGAUCCUGUGAUUGAUGAACAAGCAAGUGAACCAAAAAAAUGGAAUUUGCGCAGGAACCGACCGUUACUGGACUUUGUGUCAAUGGAAGAACUAAAUGAUAUGGAUGAUUAUGAUAGUGAAGAUGACAAUGACUGGCGGCCUACUCCUGAGAAGAAAAAAGGAAAAAAUGCACUGCGAAAAGAAGGGAGUGAUGGAGAUAAUGAGGAUGAUGAAGAUGAUGGGAGUGGAAGUGAUGAGGAUGACAAUGAUGAGGAAGGUAAUGAAGAAGAUAAUAGCAGCACAGCUAGUGAUGGAGGAUCCAAGAAGAAGAAGAGUAAAGUUCUUAACAGAAAUAAUGCAGAUGAUGAGGAACUGACAAAUGAUAGCCUGGCUCUUUCACAAAGCAAGAGUAAUGAGGACUCCUUGAUCCUUGAGAAGUCCCAAAAUUGGAGUUCCCAGAAAAUGGACCAUAUUUUGAUUUGUUGCGUUUGUCUUGGAGAUAACAGUGAAGAUGCUGAUGAAAUAAUCCAGUGUGACAACUGUGGAAUAACAGUGCAUGAAGGUUGCUAUGGUGUUGAUGGAGAGAGUGAUUCUAUCAUGAGCUCAGCUUCAGAAAAUUCCACUGAACCCUGGUUUUGUGAUGCAUGCAAAUGUGGUGUCACACCUAGUUGUGAACUAUGUCCUAACCAAGAUGGGAUCUUCAAGGAGACAGAUGCAGGCAGGUGGGUCCAUAUUGUUUGUGCCCUCUACGUUCCAGGAGUGGCAUUUGGAGAUAUUGACAAAUUGCGGCCAGUAACGCUUACAGAAAUGAAUUAUUCAAAGUAUGGUGCUAAGGAAUGCAGUUUUUGUGAAGAUCCUCGUUUUGCCAGAACUGGAGUAUGCAUCAGUUGUGAUGCUGGGAUGUGCAGAGCUUAUUUCCAUGUGACCUGUGCUCAGAAGGAAGGCCUUCUCUCAGAAGCAGCGGCAGAAGAGGAUAUAGCUGACCCUUUUUUUGCUUAUUGUAAGCAGCAUGCGGACAGGUUAGACAGAAAAUGGAAACGGAAAAACUACUUGGCAUUACAGUCUUACUGUAAAAUGUCCUUGCAGGAAAGAGAAAAACAGCUCUCGCCAGAAGCUCAGGCUCGAAUCAAUGCCAGACUACAGCAGUAUCGUGCCAAGGCAGAGCUGGCUCGUACCACCAGGCCACAGGCCUGGGUUCCCAGGGAGAAGCUACCACGACCACUCACUAGCAGUGCUUCAGCCAUUCGUAAGCUUAUGCGCAAAGCUGAAUUAAUGGGAAUUAGUACAGACAUUUUUCCAGUUGAUACUUCAGAUACUAGUUCCAGUGUUGAUGGAAGAAGAAAACAUAAACAACCAGCCCUCACUGCUGAUUUUGUCAAUUACUACCUUGAGAGAAAUAUGCGCAUGAUUCAAAUCCAGGAGAAUAUGGCUGAGCAGAGGAAUAUCAAGGACAAAUUAGAAAACGAGCAAGAAAAGCUUCAUGUGGAGUAUAAUAAGCUUUGUGAAUCCUUGGAAGAGCUACAAAAUAUGAAUGGAAAACUACGAAAUGAGGGACAAGGCAUUUGGGCUCUGCUGGGUAGAAUCAUUGGACAGAAAUUGAACAUACCUGCAAUUUUACGUGCUCCUAAAGAAAGAAAACCAAGUAAAAAGGAAGGAGGAACACAAAAGACAUCUACGCUCCCAGCUGUGCUUUAUAGUUGCGGAAUUUGCAAGAAGAACCAUGAUCAGCACCUACUGUUACUGUGUGACACUUGUAAACUCCAUUAUCAUCUUGGCUGUCUUGACCCACCUCUUACAAGGAUGCCCAGGAAGACCAAGAACAGUUACUGGCAGUGCUCAGAGUGUGACCAGGCAGGUAGCAGUGACAUGGAAGCUGAUAUUGCCAUGGAAACCUUACCAGAUGGGACCAAAAGAUCACGGAGGCAGAUUAAGGAACCAGUGAAAUUUGUUCCUCAGGAUGUGCCACCAGAACCGAAGAAAAUUCCAAUCAGAAAUACGAGAACUAGAGGACGAAAACGAAGCUUUGUGCCAGAUGAAGAAAAACCUGAGGAACGGAUUCCCAGAGAAAGAAGACAACGGCAGUCUGUUCUGCAAAAGAAGCCCAAAUCAGAGGAUUUAAGGACUGAAUGCGCUACAUGCAAGGGGACUGGAGACAAUGAAAAUCUAGUCAGAUACCCUUCAUGAGACACAACUCUGCCACAACUCAUCCUCGGAGGCAAUCCUGGAAACCUCUUUUAUAAAUAUGAUUUUUAAAUGUGGAUUAAGCAGUCAAUAGAGUACCUAAAGUAAAGGAGAACAGCUACCUUGUCUCUACUAUAAGCUUAUUAUGACAAAAAGUUGAGUUUGCUUGUCAGGCUUGGAUAGAAUGUAAUUGAUUGGUUUGUUAUUUGGGCUGACAAGGUAGUUAAUUUGCCUGCCUUUUUUUUUUUUUUUUUUUGCACUAAUCAGGAACAUUUCGUAUGUGCAUUGUUAAAAGAUCAUGGAUAAAUGUCUUGUCAGAAUUGUCCUAUUAAAUAAUGUCUUUUUCCCCUGUGCUUCCUUGGUAAAUGAUGUUAUACAAUGCUUGAAUUCACUGAAGAGUGACAGAAGCCUGUGGGACUUAAAUAUGUGUGUUCCUCUAUGGUAAUACUGAAUGAAACAAGGUUUGCCAUCAGCCUGCUGCUCUACUUAUAUACAGUUUGAAGAGAACGUUUCUAUAUAGAACAUCAUGUUGUACAUAGACCCUACUGUAAGAAGGACUGUUUCCUUAAAAAAAAAAAAAUGUUCAGUGUUUUACAGGUCUUGUUAUCACUUGAGACUUACUAUUCUCAAGGAAUAGUUUUGCCACGGAAAAAUGGACUAAUCGUUUCUGACUUGAGACACUUGAGUGAAUAGAACUAUAUCUAUAUUGCAUUAUGGAACGUUUUUAAGAAAGAGAAAAUAUUAAGGAUACACAGACAUUGUUUUAUUUGGCUCAGUUCCCUGGCAGUGUUCAGAACAAGCUUAUUUCCUCAAAAUCCAAAUCUGAAAUUGUUGUGUAAGUGGGGGAAGGAAUGAAGAACUGAUCACACAGCGUGACUGCUGAGAUCUUCGUCUUCGUCCAUAUAUAUCCUGCUAGAUGCAGAUAUAGUAUUUUCAUCUUCAAACGGUACCGAUCCAGUUCUAAAAUCUACAGUAGCAAUGUACUGACAACCUCAUCGAUUUCAUCUUGAACUUGCUUGGAAAAAUUUUGCUCAGAUGCAAUCAAACUUGUAACUUGAUGGCAUAUCAUCUUUCAACUUCUUGAGAUAUGGUGAUUUUUGUCAUCUCUGAAGGUACAUUUCCAUCUGAAAAUAUUUUUUAAACAUAAAGAAAUUAAAUGCUGUAAUAAUUAAUAGGAGAAAUAUACAAACCUGUGUAUACUUACUUAAGGUCAUCUCUUGCUAGGGCAUUUCAUGUUUGAAUAUUAUAUUGAAUAAAAUUAACCUGAUGGCUAA